Molecule: messenger RNA, 1390 nt
Organism: Papaver somniferum (opium poppy)
Lineage: Eukaryota; Viridiplantae; Streptophyta; Magnoliopsida; Ranunculales; Papaveraceae
Product: lamin-like protein
Exons: 2
Coding region: 302-709 (135 amino acids)
Cellular component (GO): plasma membrane
Molecular function (GO): electron transfer activity
Source: RefSeq, a predicted model, not a curated record
UUGAUGUUCCUGUAUUGGAAAUUUGGUAGUGGGGUUUGUUUCAUUUUUUUUUUAAUUUUCUUGCUUGCAUCUGCUGUUUAGUAAUUAUAGAAGGCGGUCCAUAUAUCGGUCUUAUAUAUACAUAUGCUAGGGUUGCAAUCAGACAGUCAUAGAAUUAUCAGUUGUGGUAGUCAUGGAGAUUUUGAUGAAAAGAUUGGUGAUAAUAACAAUGGUUGUUACUGUUUGAUUGCUGGUGAUAGGUUGUGAUGCAAAAAGACACACUGUUGGAGGGACAGAAUAUAAUGGUUGGGCACCAAACAAAAUGAACUAUACUUCAGAUUGGGCUAGCCACCAACAAUUCUAUGUUGGUGAUUGGCUUUAUUGGAGAUAUGAUGAUCCAAGGCCAAACAGACAGUUGUUUAGCGUGUUUGAAGUGAACAAGACAGAUUAUGACUCAUGUUCAACAGAUCAUACUCUUUAUAAUAUAUCUAGAGGAGGAGGACGUGAUGUGUACCAACUUAAUUAUUCCAGACCCUAUUACUUCAUCAGUGGCGGAGGUUUUUGUUGGCAAGGUAUGAAACUCACUGUUUUCGUCCAAGAACUUCCACCAGCACCGGCAGAAGCACCAUCCAAUGGGUCCCCUUUUUCGGCAAGUUUUCCUGGCAUAUUGGCGAUUGCUGGAGCAGCAGCACUGGUAUUGUUGAGGCUUGGUGUUCAUCCAGAUUGUUAAUUUUGGAUAAUUUCAAACCGAUUUCGUAAACAUGCAUUCUUGUUAUGUUGUGGUGCUAUGUUAUACAUGGAUUAUUAGAAUACAAACUUAUACAAUUAGUUUACCGUUUCUGUUUUGUUUUGUUUUUUCUUUCUUUCUUUCUGAAAGUGAGAUUGGAUUUACAUAAAGCCAAAAUCAGAGAAGGAAAUAAGGCAAUUAAGGUUAAUAGAAAUAUGAAAAUGCAAAAGUUAAUGAGGAUCCCAACAACAAUUGCAAACACUUUUUACCAAAGAGAGAACUGAAAGUUUUGGUACUAAUAGCAAUAUCUUUCUCCUUCCUACUUUUUGUAGGAGAAAAUCUGCAAGUUGUAUCGAUGAAAAAUGUGAUCUACAAGCUUGAUUUGGUUUCGAUGUUCUUAUGAAGAUUACUGAAUAAUGGAUGUGAAUGUGAGAAUUAUGCAUUUGUGAACAUCGCACUCCAGCCUUGUUUGAUCUAAGUUUAGAAUGCCAACAUAUCUGAGGAUUUGCCUGGUUACAUUCUACGCAGAAUUGUGUAUUUUACAGUGUAGUUUAUCAUAUGCAGAAUCACUUUCAUAAAAAGUGAAGCAGCAGUGUCAAAUUCAAGGGAGUGGGCUGGCAAUCACUCGCAGACGGAAGAAUGCAAAUUCAUUCUGCAUUUCCAGACAGUCUUAGCUGCAAAGAA